AGAAUACUUUCGAAUAUGAUAGAGAGUAGAGUGAACGCUCAAUCAAAUAUGAAUGCACGAAUCGACUGCUCUCAACUGAAUUCUGCUGCUCAAGCUUCAAACCAGGGUCAUUGUCCACGUUUAACAAACUCUCUUUUUGGAGAAAAUAGCUUAGAAGCUUUAUUGGGAGAGAAGGAGGAGAGUAGAGUGCAAACUUCUUGGAGUGAUUCUGGAAGAACAAGUAAAUCUUAUGAGUCGAAAGAUGCAAGAAUCAAGAGACCAAUGAAUCCAUUUAUGGUCUGGGCCAAAACAGAGAGAAAGAAUAUGGCCAGCAGGAAUCCUGAUAUUCACAACGCUGAAUUAAGCAAGCUUUUAGGCCAGAAGUGGAAAAGUAUGACACAAGACGAAAAAAAACCUUAUAUGGAUGAAGCAGAGAGGUUAAGAGUGCAGUUGAUGCAACGUCAUCCUGAUUACAAAUACCGUCCAAAACGACGAAAGCAAGGAAAGCGACGAAGCAAAAGCAAAAAGGCGACUGAUAGUAAAGUAAAAGCUCCAACAACUCUCGUAACUCCUGAGUCCACACCGAAUACUUCUCCCUCUUUCAAUCGUCACGAACAGUCAAUUGCCAGACAUUCAACAGAAUUAAAAAAGAUGCUGUCCUCAACACCUACCAGCUUUCUCACCCCGGAACCGUCUCCAAUAAAACACAACGAUGAAUCCUUUCAAUACAGGCCAAACGGAACGAUUUUUCCUACCUGUGGUUCUUUUAAUGAGCAGCUUGGAAGUUACGCUGGGUUUACAAAUCAAAAUAUGGACAUCAACAAUAAUUUAGACUAUGGUACUUCACCACAAUAUAAUGCUAUAAUGAAUGAAAUUCAAGAAUUAGGAGAAAUGUAUGGUUCAUCCGACUCAAGCUCUCCUCGAAAUUCUCAAACUUCACCCAUUUCAAGUAUACAUUCUUAUAUAAAGCAAGAGGGUCCUUCAGGAUCUUUACGACCAUCAAUUAAUUAUCACCAGGAACAAUUUGAGCAUUAUCCAGUGAAGAAUGAGCCAAGGUACGUUCUAGAUUUGCAAUCACCUCCACCCGAAGCUUUGAAAUUUGAGACUUAUGCGAAUGAUUCUUGUUCUUACUAAAAUAUUUUAGAGAUGAGAAUUGAAAAUUCCUUUAUAGUUUUUUACUCAUUCUUUGUAUAGUUCAGUGAAUUAUUCAUAUGAUUUAAUUUACACUAUAGAUCUUUUGAUACUGUAUGGUGUUGAAUAUGUAAAUAUACUUGGACGGUUCAUUGCUUUUCUUGAUAUAAAUAGUAUGAGGUAAUGCCACCUGAAUGUUAUAAGAAAGAGAUGAGAAAUUCUAUUUUUAUUAUAGACGUUAGCUUACAAGAAAACGUAUGCAUGCAAUAUGGUGCUACUUUAUUACUUAAGUUUAGAUAGUUUUUCUAUUAAAAAGUUGUAAAAGUACACUAUUUAGACUCAAAAGAAUGUAAUUUCUUGUUUAAAAAUUUGUUUAAUUUCUGUCUCUUCAGGACAAAAUAAUCUGUGUCUGUCUUAGUUUGUCAAUAGAGACCUGUCUUCGUGUCGUCAUCACUUUUUCAUUUUUUUAAUGUUUUCUCUUUUUUACAUAAACAUUCGUUAUAAUAAUUAAGAAUUAUCAAUAAAUUACAAAUGUUUAGAAUAAUA
Dimorphilus gyrociliatus is the source of this 1656-nucleotide messenger RNA. The record is from the annotation of a GenBank genome assembly. Lineage: Eukaryota; Metazoa; Annelida; Polychaeta; Dinophilidae.